GAGGAGGGGGAGGAGGACGCGAUGAAGACCUGCAGCUGAUCUGAGGUCAGUCCGAGACCACACCGGAAACUUUAGGAGGAUUUCCAGAGUGUGGAUGUUGUUCAUGAGCCUCUGAGAAGACCCCCAACCCCGCCUCCAUCAUGAGUGACAUCUAUGAGUCCGCGGCCAACUCCCUGGGUUUGUUCAACAGUCCCUGUCUCACCAAAGUGGAGCUGCGACUCACCUGUAAAGGAAUUUCAGACCGAGAUGCUCUGUCCAAACCCGACCCCUGCAUUGUUCUCAAGAUGCAGUCCCAUGGACAAUGGAUGGAGGUGGACCGGACGGAGGUGAUCCGCAGCUGCGUAAACCCCUCCUACUCCAAGGUUUUCACACUGGACUUUUAUUUUGAAGAGGUGCAGCGUCUGCGCUUUGAACUCUACGACAUCAACAACAGCCACAACGGGCUGAAGGAGGCUGACUUCCUGGGGUCGGUGGAGUGCACGCUAGGACAGAUCAUCUCCCAGAGGAAACUGUCCAAAGCUCUGCACAGACCAGGAGGCACCGUGGGAAAAGCCAUCAUCACGAUCACAGCAGAGGAACUGACGGGCAACGACGACUACAUCGAGCUCUCCUUCAGCGCCAGGAAACUGGACGAUAAGGACUUCUUCAGUAAAUCAGAUCCUUUCCUGGAGAUCUACAGGCUGAACGAUGACGCCACGCUGCAGCUGGUCUACAGAACUGAGACUGUUAUGAAUAAUCUCAACCCGGUUUGGAAAACCUUCAAAGUUUCUCUGAACUCGCUCUGCAGUGGAGACCAUGAGCGCAAACUACAGUGCACCGUGUGGGACUGGGACUCCAACGGGAAACACGACUACAUCGGAGAAUUCGAGGCCACGUUUAAGGAGAUGAGAGGAGCCAUCGAUGGACGACAGGUGCAAUGGCCGUGCAUUAAUCCGAAAUACAAAGUGAAGAAGAAGAACUACAAGAACUCUGGGAUUGUCAUCCUCAAUCAGUGCAAGAUCAUCAAGAUGCACUCGUUCUUGGAUUAUAUCAUGGGAGGCUGUCAGAUCCAGUUUACAGUGGCCAUUGACUUCACGGCGUCCAACGGAGACCCUCGCAACAGCUGCUCUCUGCACUACAUCCACCCAUUUCAGCCCAAUGAGUACCUGAAGGCUCUGGUGGCUGUGGGUGAGAUCUGCCAGGACUACGACAGUGAUAAAAUGUUCCCGGCAUUCGGCUUCGGAGCUCGAAUCCCUCCUGACUAUAAGGUCUCCCAUGACUUCGCUGUGAAUUUUAACGAGGACAACCCUGAGUGUGCAGGUAUCCAGGGUGUGGUGGAGGCCUACCAGGCCUGUCUGCCCAAACUGCAACUCUACGGCCCCACCAACAUCGCCCCCAUCAUCCAGAAGGUCGCCAACUCCGCCUCACAGGAGGUCCACACCAAAGAGGCCAUGCAAUACUUCAUCCUGCUGAUUCUGACAGACGGCGUCAUCACCGACAUGGCCGACACCAGGGAGGCCAUCGUCCAGGCGUCCCAUUUUCCCAUGUCCGUCAUCAUCGUCGGCAUCGGGAACGCAGACUUCAGCGACAUGCAGAUGUUGGACGGCGAUGACGGGAUCCUGCGCUCACCCAAAGGAGAGCCGGUCCUGAGGGACAUCGUCCAGUUCGUCCCAUUCCGCAACUUCAAACAUGCGUCUCCAGCUGCUCUGGCUAAGAGUGUGUUAGCAGAAGUGCCCAACCAGGUGGUUGACUACUACAACAGUAAGGGCAUCAAGCCCAAAGUGCCCAGCGAGUACCAGUCUUCCAGACCAUUCGGCCCCUGAGGGACCAGACGCCACCGCCAGCCUCGGACCGCACACCUCUUCCUCCUCCUGGACUCAACAUGUUUACUGUGUCUGUUGUGUGUUAGGGCGGACGGUAAAGGUGCCUCACGCAGCAUUUCAACACACACAUCCAGUUCAUUUCAAUGCGAUCAAAGCUGAUGCAGGUUUGAAAAUGUCAGAAAACAGGAGGAGGACAUUUGAUUUCCUGACAUCACUUCAUCUGAGAAGCACAAGCCUUGGUUUGGAUGAUUAGAGAACGUGUCACAUUUAGGAUUUCAUUUGAUGCUUGUUGCAACCUCUGGACGUGAAAUGAGAAGGUGCGGUAGCCUGGAUGUGUCAAAGUGAAAGGAAAUAUAAACCACAGCCUGUUCUCAGUCCUGAAUACAGAUGCAGUCGGCUUUUAGAUAAAACGUACAAACACGUCUAGAAUUAGACAUUUGAACUCAUGGCCUUCUCAUAGCAACUGCAAGUAAUGGUAUUAAUAAGUGAUUGUACUGAACUGAUUAAAAUCAAAGCUCAGAUCAGUAUUUAAAUGCAUUAUUCAUCAGGACAGAAUGUGGACAGACUGGUUUGAGGACCAGGUCAGGUUGAAGAAUCCUGACUUUUAUUACCUGUUCUGACUCAGUCAAAGCUUUGAAUAUUCGCAGGUUAUUUUAUCAUUCCUCGUAUAAAUAACUUAUAAUAAAAUAACUUCAAACAAAUCUUCCAACCUUAUAACAUUAAUAAUUAAGUGUAAAAGUUUAGCUCACGCCUCAUCAGUUUAUUGUGUUCUGAUAUUAAUUAUUAGACAUAGUGUUGAAUAUAAUUAUUUGUAUUAUGUGCAAACAGUUGCUUAUACCAACAUACAGUGCAAUUUUGAUGUUAAUUUACAAUUUUAGUUUUAAGUCUACAUGUGAAUAUACAAAGUACACAGCCUGGAAAGGAGUGUAACGCUAAUAUCAUCGGCUGCGCUGAAGAUUUCAGUUUUACAAAGAUCAGAUCAAACUUUUUGUGUGUCAGACUUUUCAGCAUCUUCAGACUCAGCUGAUAAAUGAUGCAACACAUUCCACACAAAUCAACAUAAAAACAGUAUUUCCUCAAACAGUAUCCAGAAGGAACCAGGCCUUUAUUUGUGUAAGGGCUGCAUUACAGUCUUCUGUUCAAGAAGUAGAAUCAUAUUUAUUACUAUGUUUUAUUUUAACCACAGUUUGAGCUUUUAAAAUGAGUCCAUUAUGCUUUUAUUAUAAACCCAACACUCCCUAAGGUUUCACAUUAAAAGGCCUACCGCGUGGCAGU
Sphaeramia orbicularis (orbiculate cardinalfish) is the source of this 3077-nucleotide messenger RNA. It is a transcript of the gene cpne4a, whose product is annotated as copine IVa. The record is from RefSeq and is a predicted model, not a curated record. Gene Ontology annotation, molecular function: calcium-dependent phospholipid binding. Bases 141 to 1802 code for a protein of 553 amino acids. Lineage: Eukaryota; Metazoa; Chordata; Actinopteri; Kurtiformes; Apogonidae. Gene Ontology annotation, cellular component: plasma membrane. The transcript is spliced from 16 exons. Gene Ontology annotation, biological process: cellular response to calcium ion.